Molecule: messenger RNA, 1009 nt
Organism: Copidosoma floridanum
Lineage: Eukaryota; Metazoa; Arthropoda; Insecta; Hymenoptera; Encyrtidae
Product: putative DNA mismatch repair protein Msh6
Biological process (GO): mismatch repair
Cellular component (GO): MutSalpha complex; nucleus
Molecular function (GO): mismatched DNA binding; ATP-dependent DNA damage sensor activity; ATP binding
Source: RefSeq, a predicted model, not a curated record
UUCUCGACUGUUUGAUCUCCUUGACGGAAUAUGCCCGAACCUGCGAUGUUUGCAUUCCGACUGUUUAUGAUGACACGGACGGUGAUGAGAUAAUGAUUGAAAUAAGAGAUGGAAAACACCCGUGUAUACCGUCCAACAACUUUAUCCCUAAUGACACUUUAAUUGCUACGAAAGAAACUGCUCCAUUAAUACUCUUAACAGGUCCCAACAUGGGUGGUAAAUCUACGCUUAUGCGGCAAGUUGGACUCAUCACAGUGAUGGCACAAAUUGGAUGCCACGUGCCUGCAAGCGCUUGUCAAUUAACACUCGUCGAUCGCAUAUUUACCCGUCUUGGAGCAAACGACGAUAUUAUGGCUGGUCAAAGUACAUUCCUGGUUGAGUUGAGUGAAACUGCAGCUAUACUACAACAUGCAACAACUCACUCGCUCGUUCUUUUGGAUGAAUUGGGCAGAGGCACAUCCACUUACGAUGGAACGGCUAUCGCGGCUUCAGUGGUCGAUGCUCUUACAAAGAAAAAGUGCAGGACACUUUUCUCAACUCACUAUCAUUCUCUUGUUGAAGACUUCAAAGACAGUGCCAACGUUUCUUCCGCUCACAUGGCUUGUAAGAUAGAGAAUGAGGACGAAGGUGAAGUUACGGAACAAAACGUGACUUUCUUAUACAAGCUGAGCCAGGGUGCUUGCCCCAAAUCCUAUGGCUUCAACGCUGCUAGACUGGCUGGCAUACCUGCACACAUAACUAAGCGAGCCCAGGAAAUAGCAACUAAACUAGAAAACGAAGUAAAUCUUCGACACGCCUUUACUACUCUUUGUAAAAUCAACGACGGCUUGUCCAUGAAAAGCGUACUUAAGAGUUUAACGACUCUUUAAAAAUUAUUUGUUACCGUUCGUGUCGUUCUAUUUUGUAGUUGUAUAGUCUUGUACUAUUUGGAUUUAUAUUUUUGUACUCAUGAAUGAAUUCCUGAAUUUAUUGGUUCCUACUUAAUGUUUUACUUACAAAAAUAACCAUA